Messenger RNA from Agrilus planipennis (emerald ash borer), 1706 nucleotides. RefSeq names its product putative E3 ubiquitin-protein ligase UBR7. Lineage: Eukaryota; Metazoa; Arthropoda; Insecta; Coleoptera; Buprestidae. Gene Ontology annotation, cellular component: cytoplasm. The record is from RefSeq and is a predicted model, not a curated record. The transcript has 4 exons. Gene Ontology annotation, molecular function: zinc ion binding; ubiquitin protein ligase activity. Bases 225 to 1625 code for a protein of 466 amino acids.
AAAAAUUGUCUAGUAUAGGGCUGAAUAUUUUCCCGCCCUUCCUUCUGCAGCUUCUUCUUAUUGUUCUUGAUGGUGUGACGCACUUAAAACCGUUAAGACGUUAAUGUUAACCUCUAAAAUUUUUUGAGGGUUUGCAAAUUAAUAAAUUACCGGCUCAUAGUUAUUACAUUAGUGCAGUUUAAGUUCUUUGUUACAGUUUCUGUGAUAUUUGGAAUUAAUCAGAAAUGGAUAACUCUUGUGAAGACUCAAUUGUUACAUUGGGGGAAGUGUUGGAAGCCGAACAAGAGAUGAUUGAAGAUGCUAAUGCUGUUUUGGGAGCUGGAGAUGACAAAAAUUGUACCUAUACAGAAGGCUAUAUGAAGAGACAACCUCUCUAUGCUUGUUUAACUUGCAUUCCAGAGGCUAAAGAGGAUCCUUCAAAACGUGCUGGUAUUUGUCUCGCCUGUUGUUAUCAUUGUCAUGAUGGACAUGACCUCAUAGAAUUGUACACUAAAAGAAAUUUCCGUUGUGACUGUGGUAACAGCAAAUUUCCUGCAAAUACUUGCAACUUGAAUAAAGCCAAAGAUAAAGAAAAUGUUUUGAACAACUACAACCAGAAUUUUUCUGGUGUUUACUGUACUUGCAGCAGACCGUAUCCUGAUCCAGAAGACAAGGUAUCUGAUGAAAUGAUCCAGUGUGUUAUUUGUGAAGAUUGGUACCAUACUAGACACCUGGACUGCAAACUUCCACCUAUGAACUCCUAUGCUGAGAUGACAUGCAGGAGCUGUGUUGAAAAACAUCAGUUCUUAUUGCACUACGAUAACUUGUGCAUUACAGUUCCAAAAGAUGCAGGAGAUACUCCAGUUGAAGUAGAGAAUACUGAAGACAAAAAAACAGAUGAUUUAAAUGAAAGUAAAUCUUGUGAUGACUCACAGAAAAUCGAUGAAACCAAUGAAAAGGAUUCUGCUGCUAAGGAAAAUGAAAAGGAUUCUGCUGCUAAGGAAAAUGAAAAGGUGUCCGAAAAUACUGAAAAGAAUGAUGCCAUCAUUGAAAACAACGAAAAAGAAAACAAUAUAAAGUCUCAUGAAGAAACUAAGCCUAUUGAGGAAAAUGGAGCCGUAGAAACUGAAAAAAAGGAAGAUACCAAUAAGGUAGAAGCCGAAAAAGAAAAAUCUCUGAAACAUGAAGGUGACGGUGAGGCCGUUACUGAAAAUGAAGAAAAAGUUUGUAUAAAACCAAAAGAAAAAUCAGAAAAUAUUUGCGCCAAAUUUUGGACAAACGUGAACUGGAGACAACAACUCUGCACCUGUACUGAAUGCUUUAAUAUGUACAAGGAACAAAACAUUCUGUUUCUAAUUGAUGCAGGAGACACUGUCCAGUCUUAUGAAGAAAAGGGAAAAGCCAAGAGCCUAGAAAAUGCCCAAAAAGUAGAAGAAGACAGUAUCAAAUUUCUCAAUUCAGUUAACAGAAUUCCACUCAUGGAAACUUUGGCUGCCUACAACGAUCUAAAAGAAAAUUUAACUGAUUACCUAAAAAAAUUUGCUGAGAACAAGAAAGUCGUCAGAGAGGAGGAUAUAAGAGAAUUUUUUUCAGAAUUUGAGUCUAGAAAGAAGCAGAAAGUUGAAAUUCCUUCAAUGUGCCGAUAAGAAUCACACAAACGCUCUAUGUAUUCCAUUUAUCUAUUAAUUAAUAUCUGAAUCUUACAUUACAUUAAUUUUUUUGUAUAA